AUGGAAGACUGUGACUAUGAGAGAAGACUCGAAGAUGAUAGACAACGGGCGGGAAAGGAACUUAGCAAGAAUAUGAAAGAACUUCGUCAUUUGAGUAAGCAUAUCAAAACUGCUCUCGACGCAAUUGAUGCUGUUUUUGACGACGAGCGCAAAAAAACCACGUCUAAUCGUCAGUUACAGCAGAUGAUCGAACAAAAGGGAAUAAAACAUGAUAAUAUUUACUUUCAUCCCGAGAACACGCUUUACCUCAUCAGAAAAUUCCUUGCUGCGGAUGAACUUGUCGACAAUUAUAAGCAAAGAAAGCCUCAAGAUGAAUCAUCAUUAUAUGAUUAUAAAGAAAAAUCUACAGAUGAAUACAACCCUCAGAAAAACGUCAACGAAGGCGCUUAUCCACCUCAGCAGAGUCAUACUCGCGAGUCUGGCCCUUAUGACUAUGUUAAUCGACCACAGGACGACUACAACUCCCCGUCAUUUCAUCACGAACUUCAAAAUGAAAAUAAGGAUGCUAAUAAUAAUAUCGGAAAUAAUAUCGCUGCAAUGUAUGAUGAACACUACAAUCGACCGGGCGUGAAAAGUGAUUCUGCAUCUGGCAUUCAUAAAAAUCCUGUUGACAAGGGAACGAGUAAUGUUUACCCGGAUAACUGGAUGCCUUCAACACCAGAUACAGCCGAGACUCUUGACCAGAAAAUGGCCUCAGAUUGCAAAAUUACAAAGAGUGAUGCGAAGUCAUCAGGAGGAUACAACUGGAAUGAGAAAAUGCAGAAAAAAGCGACAAAUCGUUACUACAAGAUGCCAAUUAAAGACAAGGCAGACCUCAUCAAGAUAAGAGAGCUCGGAGAAGGUCAAGCGACCACUAAAGCUGCAACAGAACUGUUCGAGCGAGAGGCAGGAAUGAAUAAAAAUCAAUUGGAAGCAGAUUCCUCUUCUUUCUUCCUAACGGAGAUCUGUCAACUCAAAUCGAUCUCUUUGAUCUAA
Messenger RNA from Oikopleura dioica, 975 nucleotides. The record is from the annotation of a GenBank genome assembly. Lineage: Eukaryota; Metazoa; Chordata; Appendicularia; Copelata; Oikopleuridae.